AUGUCAGUUGGGCUUGGACUUUCGUUUGUCGAGAGUGCUGGGCAGCAGCAGCCUCAGCAGCAGGCUCUGCCCAUUCAGUCUGCCAGCUCUCCAUCUGUUGACAGCAACCUGCUGACUGCUCUCGCAACCUACAUUACCACCGGCCUCGAUGCUAGUAGCACAACUGAACGGGAGGUCCAGGAGCUCGCUACCCAGGCCAUCUCCACCCCCGGUGGCAGGGCUCAUCUCGAGUCCAUCCUUCAGUCUAGCGACUCCAUCGGCCACAAAGCCUGGAAGAACAAGGAGGAUGCCAACGGAACGAUCACGGUGACCAAGACUACCAUUGAGAUAGCCCUUGGUGUCCCUAACAUCAAGAGAUCGUUCACUGGCAAGGGAUAUGGUAUCUUCGUCCCUGGUAAAGCGGCUAUCCCAAUUGGAACCUUCUAUUACCAGGACUUCAACCAGUUGGGCGACGGAGCUGUAAGCUAUGAACUGCACGUCAAGGGCCUCGAUGUCUACAUCAAGGUGUACCGCCAGCAGCAGCAUAUCGCCACCUUCUGGUUCGCGAACAUCCCCAUCGUCUUCCCCCCCGUCACCGUUCAUCUCACCGGUAGUAUCUCUACCACUGAGUAG
Molecule: messenger RNA, 612 nt
Organism: Fusarium tjaetaba
Lineage: Eukaryota; Fungi; Ascomycota; Sordariomycetes; Hypocreales; Nectriaceae
Exons: 4
Coding region: 1-612 (203 amino acids)
Source: RefSeq, a predicted model, not a curated record